AUGCAGAACUCUCGAUUCCACGCUAUCCGCUCCCGCUUCUCGCCUACCGGCAUCCGCACAUCCUUCCGCCGGGCAUCCUCAGCCUCGUCAAGGAGCACCACCUCGCGGAACUCAUUUGCAUCCAACGGCUCGUCGCCUGUAGAGACUAUCAACAGCGUCCUCUCGCGCCAGCCGUCGUUCAUGGAGAUGCAGGAGGAGAAGAGGAGUUUCGGACCGGAGCUCAACAUCCUCGAGCCCAGGCCCGUUGUCUACUGGGGCGGUCUUGAGGAGCGCAUCGGAUCUUUCUAA
Molecule: messenger RNA, 288 nt
Organism: Neoarthrinium moseri
Lineage: Eukaryota; Fungi; Ascomycota; Sordariomycetes; Amphisphaeriales; Apiosporaceae
Exons: 1
Coding region: 1-288 (95 amino acids)
Source: RefSeq, a predicted model, not a curated record